This is a messenger RNA of Asparagus officinalis (garden asparagus), 2572 nucleotides long. RefSeq lists its product as uncharacterized. The transcript has 5 exons. NCBI's taxonomy places the organism in Eukaryota, Viridiplantae, Streptophyta, Magnoliopsida, Asparagales, Asparagaceae. Gene Ontology annotation, biological process: photosynthesis, light reaction; respiratory electron transport chain; photosynthetic electron transport chain. The record is from RefSeq and is a predicted model, not a curated record. Gene Ontology annotation, cellular component: thylakoid membrane; photosystem. Bases 1 to 2214 code for a protein of 737 amino acids. Gene Ontology annotation, molecular function: chlorophyll binding.
AUGGUUGCAGCUGGUGUUUUGGAUCUGCAGUCUGCUGCUGACCUUUUUGGGAUACAUACUUGGGAUAUCUACGCCCAGUAUAACCAGCCCCCUAGGCAAAUAACCCCUCAACGUCUAUAUAAAGGAUUACGUAUGGGCAAUAUUGAAACUGUACUUUCGAGUAGUAUCGCUGCUGUUUUCUUUGCAGCUUUUGUUGUUGCUGGAACUAUGUGGUAUGGUUCAGCAACUACUCCAAUCGAGUUAUUUGGUCCCACUCGUUAUCAAUGGGAUCAGGGAUACUUCCAGCAAGAAAUAUAUCGAAGAGUUGGUGCCGGACUAGCCGAAAAUCUGAGUUUAUCGGAAGCUUGGUCUAAAAUUCCUGAAAAAUUAGCUUUUUAUGAUUACAUUGGUAAUAAUCCGGCAAAAGGGGGAUUAUUCAGAGCGGGCUCAAUGGACAGCGGGGAUGGAAUAGCUGUUGGAUGGUUAGGACACCCCGUCUUUAGAGAUAAAGAAGGGCGCGAGCUUUUUGUACGUCGUAUGCCUACUUUUUUUGAAACAUUCCCGGUAGUUUUGGUAGACGGAGACGGAAUUGUGAGGGCGGAUGUUCCUUUUCGAAGGGCAGAAUCAAAGUAUAGUGUUGAACAAGUAGGUGUAACCGUCGAGUUCUAUGGUGGCGAACUCAAUGGAGUCAGUUAUAGUGAUCCUGCUACUGUGAAAAAAUAUGCUAGACGUGCACAAUUAGGUGAAAUUUUUGAAUUAGAUCGGGCUACUUUGAAAUCCGAUGGUGUUUUUCGUAGUAGUCCAAGAGGUUGGUUCACUUUUGGGCAUGCUACGUUUGCUUUGCUCUUCUUUUUCGGACACAUUUGGCAUGGGGCUAGAACCUUGUUCAGAGAUGUUUUUGCUGGUAUUGAUCCAGAUUUGGAUGCUCAAGUGGAAUUUGGAGCAUUCCAAAAACUUGGAGAUCCGACUACAAAGAGACAAAUAAUUUCAAGAUCACAAUAUAUCUACGAUAAGAUAGUUUAUUUACAACUACAACGGAAUGCCGUACGAGAUGAAAUUCUCAUAUACGGUUCUCGGGGGGGGUCCUCUUGGAUUACCUAUCUCAAUAAAGUAUAUGAUUGGUUCGAGGAACGUCUCGAGAUUCAAGCGAUUGCAGAUGAUAUAACUAGUAAAUAUGUUCCUCCUCAUGUCAACAUAUUUUAUUGUCUAGGGGGGAUCACACUUACUUGUUUUUUAGUCCAAGUAGCUACGGGUUUUGCUAUGACUUUUUACUAUCGUCCAACCGUUACGGAGGCUUUUUCCUCUGUUCAAUACAUAAUGACGGAGGCCAACUUCGGUUGGUUAAUACGAUCAGUUCAUCGAUGGUCAGCAAGUAUGAUGGUUCUAAUGAUGAUUCUGCACGUAUUUCGUGUGUAUCUUACAGGUGGGUUUAAAAAACCUCGCGAAUUAACUUGGGUUACUGGCGUGGUUCUGGGUGUAUUGACUGCAUCUUUUGGCGUAACUGGUUAUUCCUUACCUUGGGACCAAAUUGGUUAUUGGGCAGUAAAAAUCGUGACAGGCGUACCUGAAGCUAUUCCUGUAAUAGGAUCACCUUUGGUAGAAUUAUUACGCGGAAGUGCUAGUGUGGGCCAAUCCACCUUGACCCGUUUUUAUAGUUUACACACUUUUGUAUUGCCUCUUCUUACUGCCGUAUUUAUGUUAAUGCACUUCCCAAUGAUACGUAAGCAGGGAUGGAUCCAUAAGAAUUCACCUAUCCCAAUAACAAAGAAACCUGAUUUGAAUGAUCCUGUAUUAAGAGCUAAAUUGGCUAAAGGGAUGGGGCAUAAUUAUUAUGGAGAACCCGCAUGGCCAAAUGAUCUUUUAUAUAUUUUUCCAGUAGUAAUUCUAGGUACUAUUGCAUGUAAUGUAGGCUUAGCAGUCCUAGAACCAUCCAUGAUUGGUGAACCGGCGGAUCCAUUUGCAACUCCUUUGGAAAUAUUACCCGAAUGGUACUUCUUUCCCGUAUUUCAAAUACUCCGCACAGUACCCAAUAAGUUACUGGGUGUUCUUUUAAUGGUUUCAGUACCAACAGGAUUAUUGACAGUACCCUUUUUGGAGAAUGUUAAUAAAUUCCAAAAUCCAUUUCGUCGUCCGGUAGCUACAACAGUCUUUUUAAUCGGUACCGCAGUAGCUCUUUGGUUAGGUAUUGGAGCAACAUUACCUAUUGAUAAAUCUCUAACUUUAGGUCUUUUUUAAAUGGAUUCAAUCGUGAAAUACCACGAUGUAGGUAUCUAGGGAAUAGUCCCUUCUAAAGUGAAUCCUCCCUAGAUACAUGAAUUUUAUUAUGAUCUAUUCCGCGAAAAUACGGAUCGCGUGCCGAAGAUAAAAAAUAAAGUUUUUUCUUUAGACCUUUAGAAUAUAAUUUAUAAAAUAUAAAAAGAAUAUGAAAAGAUUCUAAUAGAUUUAAAUUAAAAUGAAAGUUUAUUCUUAGGUAAAUUGAUUGCAAAAUGCUUCUGUAGAGUGUCCAAUAUCUGUUUUACAUCUUCUGUGCGAAAAUAUUCAAUUUUCAUAAGAUCUUCUUGACUGUUACUCAAAAGGUCCAAUAAUGUAUGUA